Molecule: messenger RNA, 1659 nt
Organism: Uranotaenia lowii
Lineage: Eukaryota; Metazoa; Arthropoda; Insecta; Diptera; Culicidae
Product: zinc metalloproteinase nas-4-like
Exons: 3
Coding region: 648-1478 (276 amino acids)
Biological process (GO): proteolysis
Molecular function (GO): zinc ion binding; metalloendopeptidase activity
Source: RefSeq, a predicted model, not a curated record
UUGUUAACUUUUCAUUUGAACUUUUCUUCAAAAAUUGUUUGCCAAUUUCAUUUCUUUGCCGCGGAUUUCCAACGUUUUUGCGAUGCAUCGAUGCGAGAGAUCGUUGUUCUCGUGAUGAAUGUGCAAAAUUUUAUCACGCACCAGCUGUUCUUUCGACUCCAUUUCCGCGAGUUUUGAUCCACUCAAAUUUUCAUUAAAUUCUACCCAACGGUUAAAAAGUAAGAGCAAUUUCAUAGUGUGGCAAUUUCAUCGUGGACACCUUUUAGCUGCCUGAAAGCAAGAAGGCUACGAGAAAAAAUACCACGAAGCAUUGUGCCAUAGCGUACUCGAUAACCCGUGGUGUGACCAAAUUAUUUGAAUUGGUAAAAGGUGAAGGUGAAAGCGGGUAAAUUUUAACGCGCACCGUUCGGGCUGAAUAUUGCACCGAACGGCUUUCAGGGUGUGGUGACAGGAUUUCUCAUCAGACCAUGCCUAAUACCGUCGGAUGAUUCGAUUUAGUGGAUUGUUGUAUUAAUUAAUCCCCAUAUUUCAUUUGCUGGUUUAUUAGACUUUCCACAACCAUGUUAUCGAAUUCGAUACAGUUUAGUGAGCAGCAAAAUGCAAUAAAAAAGUCACAUGGUGGAUCAUUCUAAGUAUAGUAUGAGAAGAUGUUGCAGCAAGUUAUUUUACUAGUUCCGAUAAUUGCAAUGUAUCAAGUAUCAACUAUAUCUGCGCAGGAAAAUCCAUUUGGACCCGAUUUUCCUUUUCAGGGCCCGCGACCCUGGUGGAUAUACCCACCAGUACAGCCGGGAUAUCCACCCGGCAAUUUAUACCUGCAACCCGAAGAGCAGGGCGGCUAUUUCGAAGGAGAUAUGGUACUAAGCCCUGAACAGUACGGAGAGAUUUAUAUGGGUAGAAACGGCAUUAUCCUGCAAAAGUAUCGUUGGCCAUACAAAAUUAUUCCCUACGUAAUUGUGAGAAGCCAUUUUAAAAAGACUGCUAUCGCUAUGAUUCUACAUGCCAUGCGCCGAAUCGAGAAGGUUAGCUGCGUCAAGUUCCAGCCGCGCAAAGAUCAACUGGAUUACGUUCGAAUUGCAGCUGAUAAGCCUGGUUGUUUUUCCUAUGUAGGUCGUAUAGGGGGGAUGCAGAACCUUAACCUAUCAUCGGGAUGCAUAUACAUUGGCAUUAUCAUGCACGAGAUGAUUCACGCGCUUGGAUUCCAUCAUAUGCAAAGCGCUAGCAAUCGUGAUCAAUAUGUGCGUAUCCUGUAUGAAAACAUUAUGAACGGUAAGGAGAAUAACUUCAGAAAGUACGAUGUAAACGUUAUUAGCGAUUUCGGGACCCCGUAUGACUACGCAAGUAUAAUGCACUACGAUGCAAAGAGUUUCAGCAAAAACGGGCGGAAAACUAUAGUGCCGUUUAAGAAGGUAGAAAUUGGCCAACGGAGAGGAAUCAGCAGAAUAGACAUGAUAAAAAUUAAUAAAAUGUACAACUGUUAAAUGUGAACUACCUAGCCAACCGAAGGAUUAAAAUUGAAUGAUACACAUAAACAAGAAACAAAGUGUAUACAAUUUGUAUGUAAUAGUAGCUUAACUUAUUGAACUUCCUAGUUCUGUGCAAAAUCAACUAAUUCGUACACCCAUAAAUCAGACUCUUCUCUACAGGAUAACGUGUGAAUAA